Molecule: messenger RNA, 1064 nt
Organism: Hippocampus zosterae (dwarf seahorse)
Lineage: Eukaryota; Metazoa; Chordata; Actinopteri; Syngnathiformes; Syngnathidae
Product: phosphatidylethanolamine-binding protein 4
Exons: 7
Coding region: 127-732 (201 amino acids)
Source: RefSeq, a predicted model, not a curated record
GCUCGACUCUUUUUAUAAAUAAAAAGGAAGUUACGCCGUGGUGCGACAGGUGUAAAAACGUCAAUCAACAGACGUUUGCAAGCUUGCUAGCAAUUGAAACCGUUGCUGACGAAGACAUCAGCCGCAAUGCGAAGGAACAACUUCGGAGCAAUGUCUUUGUUGCCCGUCUUCCUGCUCUUAUGUGGCUGCAUGUCGGGGUCUCACCUCACGGAGGCCUCAGACCACACCCUGAGCCCUGAAGAUGCUUCUUUUUGCGACGGCAACCUUGAGGUCCAGUACCCAGAGCUGCUUGUUAAUGGAUGCCUGAUAGUUCCAGAGGAAUUUCGAGAGAAACUUACCACCAUCUGGGGAGCUCCACUUAUUCGGUACCCUCACGCACAGGAGUUGAUCAAGUACGUUCUGAUCAUGGUUGAUCCUGAUGCUCCAAGUCGCUCUUCACCGGUGAUGUCUUACUGGAGGCACUGGGUUGUCGCAGACAUAGAGGGGUCCUCGCUGAAGAAUGGAGCUUUAAAAGGGACCAUUAUUAAUGACUAUCGUCCUCCAACGCCACCGAGUGGGACUGGUUUCCACCGCUACCAGUUCCUGCUGUACCACCAAAGCGACGACAUCACGCCCGUCAGGCUGGACUCGGCGAGACGAGGUCAAUGGAGACUGGACGCCUUCGUCUCAUUUUUUGAACUGGGAGAGCCUGUGGCUAGGGUGCAGUUUCUCACACAAAACUACAAAGACUGAAGAUCCCCUCAAAGGUGUCCUUGACCCGCGGUGAUGCGCAGUCAACAGGAAUUGGAAUCACUUUCAAGCUUAUGAGUAGUAUGAGUCUGUUUAUCUUUCUCGUCGCAUUACAAUCCCGCUUCCUCUUUUUGUUUUCCCCUCUUGGUGGCUUUUGACGAUCACAUGAUCCCGUCGUGCGAGAUUUGCGGAAUAAGCUUCGGCCUCACUGGGGAUUUCUUAUUAGUUUCCGAACGCUGCCUGACAAGAAAAGGAAAAGGGCCCGUGAUAUCACAAGCCGGCGUGGAAAGAGUUGCUUCUAAAUCAGGGGAGGAAACACGUCACGGCCCCCCCCC